AUGACUACCUUGCAAAACCCUGGGAACGUUCGGAAUAUCCAAACUGCCGCCCCGUCAUUAACCGCACAAACUGUCAGUAACGGAACGACGACCCUAACUACUCAUUCCUUAUUAUCAUCCACUCGCGAUCUAAUCGCUCUUCCGUUGCGGGGUCUUUAUCAGGCAGAAGUUUUCGCGUUUUCUACAUUACCUAGACGGAUUGGGAGACUGGUGGGGUUACAAGAGAUGGCUACGUUUUUUAGGGGAGCAUCGACUGGAACAGGGGCAGGAGGCGAUGCAGCGGUUGCCGCAAUGCAGACGGCUGCUGAUGCUACCGGAGAAGGAGUAGCUGAUGCUGUAGCCCAAGCUGAUGCAAGCCAUCAUAUCACAGAUAUAUUCCAGGCAGUGGUACGAUUUAGUGGCUUCUUUUCCUACCUGACGAGUCGGUGGUCCUUAGCCUGCUUCACUGUGGCCCUUAUUUUAAAUAGGAUCACCAUAUACGCAUCCACCAGACGACCACUCCACCUAGACUGGACCAGGCGGUUAGCGUUGAGAAUCGUUCCUAUUCUUCUAUUCCUGUCCCAGAUCAUCUCCUUGCUCCGCGCCAUUCGGUGUCAGACAUCUCCGGAUUAUUCACUUCUCCGCUACGGUACAACCGGGAAACGGCUUUUGUUCGACCAUGCAGGGAGUGGGGGCUUUUUAAAUGCAUUUGGAUCCACACUACUACCGUGGGAGACUGACGAGCAGUCAUGCCUAGCCGUCAACAUGGGCCGCCCUGCUAAUGCAUCUACUAAUUCACACGGAUCAUUUGUUCUCCUGUGGCCAGUAUUUUUGCGGCUCUGUUUGAAUCAUUUUGUGGAAACCCUGUCGUGUGCUUUGCAAGGAAGAGCCGUCGUAACGGAAGCCGGAAUGUCUAUCUUUGAACAUUCACUCGCAUUUGCUGAGGCAGAAUCAACUAUCAGCCAAUCUCUUGGACUGGGCUUAUUUGGCUUGCCCAAGCAGAAUGGGAGCAAGGAAGAUCUCGGUGACAGUAGUCAAUCCGCCCUUCAUCUUCUCAGCAGGACCCAAGUCUUAGAGCGGAUGAAUGUCACUCCGGAAUUACUUUUGAUUGCUCUAAUCUCAUGCUGUAACAGCCUCACCUCGAAUAUUCUGGAUGUCUUUGGAAAGCAAAGCCGGUAUCGUUUUGCUAACACCGCUUUCUGGGGACUUUGCUUUAUGUCGACGAUGGCCUGGGGUUUACUCCCCGGCUCGUCUGUAGGAAGCGACGGUAUGGUACUCAAAUUUCCAACGGUCUGCAUUGUGGGAUUUGUCCCUCAUCUACUUAUUUUACUUGGCAUUGUCGUGUGUGCGAUUAUCUACUCGCUAGCUCUCUUUAUCACGGCCUUUUCACUACCAAGAGACGCUUCUCAGCGAUUGACACUCCGAGAAAGAUUCGCAACAGCACAUGAAAACAUGCAAGGUUCAACGCAGGUACACAACGUUCGUUUCAACCGCCAUGAGGACUUCUACACCACUCUGUUAAGAAUCGGCUAUACCGCCCUGACUGCUGCCAGUGAAGCAGUAUUCUUGAAUGAAGGGAAGGGAGUGGUCGCUCGGAAUAUGACGUGGCUGGAAGAGGACAGGUUAACGGAGAUUGAGUUUUCUCGACAGACGUACCGUUUCGGUCAAACUCGGAACACUCGAGCCCAAGACACACUGUUUGAAACUGAAUCUAUGAAUUUUGACAUAUCCCAUGCACCGUCAGAGUGGGAAAGCGGAUACGGUCGAGAGAAGAAGAUCGAGAAGCCUAGAAAUGGCUCCCGGUCCCUUCGUUCCCACACAGAUCCUGGCGGCGUUGGUGCCUUCCGAGGUGCGCUUCGAUGCUAUCAUGGGUUCUCAUUCUUCCGAGCAAUAUUUUAUCUCAUUCUUAGAUGGACUGCUCACGGCUUAGACAAACUGCUCGGUAAGUUGGGGAUCGCAGCGCGGCCGCAGUGGCUGAAGAAGAUUGUCGGGCCUCGUAGAAAAAAUACACAGGAAAAGAGGAGCGGCAGCACUACGGAAUCUUUAGAUUUCUGGAUUUUGACUGAUAAUGACGAGCUGGAAUUGCCGGAUAACCACGAGUUCGAUGUGGAGAAGGAGAUGCGUAAACGGGAACGUUCGAACACAAUCAACUGGGCACAGGAUGAUGAAAGACGGCUUGACGAGAAACUCUAUAGUUGGUGGAAGGCUGGUGGCUCAUGGGGAAAUCAAGAUCAUAGUGCGGACUAUGUUCCUUCAAUUAGAGAUAUGGACGACACGACCAGUGUUAUAUCAACGUCUACAAACGACUCAGUAUGGGAGGAUGAAUCCGAUGGUCGUCGCACGCCCACGUUGGCCAACCCGUUCCCGGCAGGAUUUUCCCGGGAAAGUUCGCCAGCUCAAGAAUCACUCAUGGACGUUGGCUCUUUUACACGCCUCCUUGACCCUCGGGACCAGGAAAGCAGGGAAGAGGCGCGGAUUCUGGCUGCCCACCUGUCAGCCGGGCAAGAAGGCCGCAUUUUGACCCGUCGCCAGUUUCAACAGCAAGUUGAACGCGAGCGAGCACAGAUCCUGCUAUCCUCGAAACUACCCCAGCUUAGAGCAGGGGCACAGAGCGAUGGGAAGCGUAGGCCAACCAUCGAAGACGAGAGUGAAAUCUUAGAAAAGCUCAUCCUUUCGCGGCGCUCCCAAGCGUCGCCUUCUAACGGGCAGACAUGGGAGUCUGGGGCAUCAGGACUUGGGCCCAGCGGACCUCCAAAACAUACUACGUGUAAGGACAUGUCGUCAAAUAGCCUUACCACCAACAGAGAUACGCAGAAUCUGCAGAUGAAUGAUUCUAGCGCUCGUCCAUCUGCUGCAACCAGUCAGUCGGCCACAGUCCCCCGCGCUGUGAACAACUACAAUGCCAGCGUCGGCGAUGACACUGUCUACACUUUCCGGAUUGUCAAUGUAAACGGUGAUCUCCAGCUUGUGCGCACUGAUAAUGCAAAUCACGACUCAGAGAACUCUGACGCAGAGGUCGAGCACAUUGAAGACAUUGCUGUUGGUGAAAUGAUCGAAAUCGAUCCCCGCGCCAAUGGAAUCGACCUCAACUUCUCUGAUGUCUUUGCUACUGACCAUGAUAAUCGCACUGCUGGGACGAGAAGCACUGAGCUCACAAAUGGUAACAACACCAAUCAUCCUGGUGAUUCUCAAGAUGGGGCUCCUACUACUACUCACCAGAACACCCCCACCAUUGCAAUGGACAACACCCAGCUCGCCAAUACUGCUACUCCCAGCAACGGCAUUGUAAACGGACAUAGUCCCACCGUGGCUAUCGAUAUCGGAAACAAGGAAGAAAUUGAGCAGAACGGCAUCGAUCCAGCCAGCACACCAACUGCCAGUCUCAGGGCUCAUCACCGCGCCGUGCACCCGAUUGACCAUACCGCCACUGGCCGCCGCGCAGCGAGAAUAAACAGUCCAUUUGGUCUGUUCGAUGACUUUGACCUGGAACUGUUUUUUCUUGUUGAUUCGGAAUAUGAUGCAGAUGAGUCGGACUGCUCUACCGAGUUCGAGGCCGGGUCUUUCUGGGAGUUUGGUCUCAAUAGUAGUGACGAGGAAGAAGAUGAUGGCGAGGAUGAUGUUGGAGGAGAAGGAGGAGAUAAUAGUGAUGACGACAACCAGGGAACAGCAAUAGAAGCUGGCAUUUAA
This is a messenger RNA of Aspergillus tanneri, 3666 nucleotides long. RefSeq names its product putative ubiquitin-protein ligase (Asi3). Gene Ontology annotation, molecular function: ubiquitin protein ligase activity. Gene Ontology annotation, biological process: protein ubiquitination; ubiquitin-dependent protein catabolic process. Bases 1 to 3666 code for a protein of 1221 amino acids. The transcript is spliced from 5 exons. The record is from RefSeq and is a predicted model, not a curated record. NCBI's taxonomy places the organism in Eukaryota, Fungi, Ascomycota, Eurotiomycetes, Eurotiales, Aspergillaceae.